Phragmites australis (common reed) is the source of this 1748-nucleotide messenger RNA. RefSeq lists its product as uncharacterized. Gene Ontology annotation, cellular component: mitochondrion. The transcript is spliced from 12 exons. Bases 548 to 1471 code for a protein of 307 amino acids. Lineage: Eukaryota; Viridiplantae; Streptophyta; Magnoliopsida; Poales; Poaceae. The record is from RefSeq and is a predicted model, not a curated record.
AAUGGGGAGGCGACGCUGCGACAGCAGAAGAGGGCGCGAUUAGGGUAGGCGGCGAGGAGGAGGCGCAAGGGAGAGGCGGCGCUGCGACGGUCGCCGCUGCUCCCCUUGCUUCCGGUCGUCGGCGCCAGUGAGGAUGAAGAGGAUGAGAUGUUCAUCUGGGAAACCGUAGAACAAAUCAUCCCUGUGGUUGGAACGAUUUUUUCUAUGGCUUGGAACAUUUUUUUUCUUCUGUCGGAACAACUUGUUCCCGGGCUUGGAACCUUUUUUAUUGGGGUCGAGAGUCACCGAAGAUGGCUCGCCGGAGUCGGAGACGAUAACGACGUUGGGUACUGGGGCAGCGCUCUCAUGAAGAGCUGGGCCGCCACAGGUGCUUUUGCUGGGCCGUCGAACGCUCUGGUGGGCUGCGCUGUUUGGUGACGGGGGUCGGCGAUGACCACUUGCUACGGGUCCGUCCCCAGGCGAAGCAUAACAGCUCCCUCCCUAAAACCCUCGCCGCCGAGCCCCUGGCUCCCACCUCCGCCGCUGUCACUGAGAAGGAACCUCACCUAUGGCUUUGGCUCGCCUCGGGCAGUCUAUGAUCCGUCGCCUCCACCGGACGCUCCAGCUGCCACCGCCGGUCACAGAUUACCAUGCCACCGUUGCACGAUCCUUAGCGCCAAUCCACGCGGGCGCAUGCGUAAGAGGUUUUGCAAGCUUGACGGACAGUGACAAAAGCGUGAUUGGUCACAAGCUCGGGGGUCCAUCGCCCGUCCAAGUUGUGAAGGUUCUGGAUCUUGUAGUCCAUCUGAAUCAUGCGAGGCCGAUGUCAACAGCAGCGCCAGCAGCGGCAUCGUCAAAGGUGCCUGUUGGUGCCCGGAAGGUUGGUCUGAAGGUUGUCAUGAUGAGUCCUGGUUUUGUAUAUGAGCCGUACAGCCCACGGGAACGUAUUUCCUUCUGGAAAAGAUGGUUUACACUAAGUGGCUGGAGAAGGACAAAGGAGGACAUCAUUUUGGAGAUGAAGAAUGCAUAUGCCGUUUCGAGGUUGAGGAAGAAAACUGGGUAUACCAAAAAGCAAUUCUAUGACCAAGCAUUAAAAAUAUACAAGGAGGUUAACACUCUGAUGGCACAUGGAGACACAUCAUCUCUCCGGAAAAUUCUGACAGAGAGGAUGCAUUCUACUAUAAAAAAUGAACUAAAGAGAAGACAAUCCAUGUGGAAUUCUGUGCACUGGGAACUGGUGGAGCCUGCUGUGAGUAUAAGAACUUUGAGGGCCCGCAUGAUUGGCCUCGAUAAGAAUGACCUCGAUAAAGCUUUUAUACAGCUUACACUUGAGUUUGUCACCAAACAGAAAUUUGAAGCCUAUAAUUCAAAGGGUGAGAUUGUGUCUGGAGACAAGUCAAAGGAGGUACUUGUGAAAGACAUAUGGGUGUUUGAAAGAUCCCUUUUUCACCCUGGGGCAUAUUGGCGUGUAUGUGGAAGAAUAAAACUGUAAUAAUAUCUGGGCGAGCACAUGGUGGUCCUAAUGAGCUGAACGGUGGCCUCUAUUGUGCAAAGUGGUUUCAAUAAUUCUUUUUGCUCCGCCAUCCUGUUUUUCUCCUGUCUAACUGAUGUCUAAUGGGAUCUUGAGACGAGCAUAGACGGCAAUGGUAGUCUUUUUAUUUUUGUUCUUUUUAGCAGAAGGUACAGGCUAUUUCAGUUUACACUUUUGUUAGAGAUAUUUACCCUACCCCUGAUGCUUCAUAUGAAGGAAAGGCUUGAGUGCUUUGGUA